GAGUGGCUCCCGAAGUGGCUCCCGAAGUUUGGCUAUCUUGGCCUCCUUGGCAUGUUGAUAUCUGACAUGUCCCAGCCUACCAGGUGUCUCGUCACCAUCAAAUCAUUCGUCAACAUCAGAUCACAGGCCCGGGAGACUGCAAUCUUAAGUACCUGACAUCUAAUACAUUGAGCGAUGGACUUAUACUGAUAAUUUCAAUCUUAAUCUAACGAGAUGGGUCCCUUAAAGCCUGUGUAUCCAUGGAGGUAUUCAUCUAACAUAUUUUGCGCCCGCCAUCGUUUCGGUCAACGCUACGCCCCCAGAUAUUUCCCUCAUCAAUGGAUAUCCCGACGAUAUAGUUUUGUUCCAGACCGUGGUAGCUCUCCAGAACUUAGCACUGACUAUUGCGAGUUUUACAAUUAUACGGGGGGGCGCUGGUUGUGGGAUGAAGAAAAACAAUUACGGCUCCGUUACAAAGAAUUCAAUGUCAAUGCCUUGCAGCGCAUAGCAGCCCAGGCAGUCGGAGCGAACAAAUGUGAACAUAUUUCCAAAGUCACAGAUGGCGGGCACAGCAAAGUAUUCCGGCUUGUAAUGGAUAACGGCGCGGUUGCUAUCGCAAGCAUACCAUAUUUAAUCGAUGGAUUUCCCAAGUACUACUCAACGGCAUCAACAGCUGCAACGAUGGAAUUUGUGAGAACAAUUCUUGGGAUUCCUGUUCCUAAAGUUCUAGCAUGGGACGCAAACGAGGACAAUUCAGUGGGCACGGAGUUUAUCCUGACCGAAGAGGCCAGGGGGACUCCACUGAAAGACGUAUGGGCAAAUAUGGAAGCGCGGGAUCAGAUAGCUUUCAUUGAGAAUCUUGUCUCAAUUCAUAAGAAACUCUUGUCUGUAACUUUUAAUCGGUAUGGAAGCCUGUAUUUUUCAAGCUGCCCUAUCAAGGGGUCAAGGGCUGAAGUUAAAGGCCUCAUUUCCACUGCCGUUCAACGAGAUGUCAUGGACAAGUUUACAAUUGGGCCUACCGCUCGGAAUGACUUUUGGUUCAAGGAAAGAGCAAACCUGGAUAUAGAUCGGGGCCCAUGGGAAACUCCUCUUGAAUAUGCAAUGGCAGUUGGCCAACGAGAAAUAGACUGGAUGAAAAAGCAUCCCAAUAUGAGGGAGAUUGAUAUUGAUUCGGAUUGCCCACCUACAGAUGAUUUGCUAUCACCGGAAGCACACAAUUCCCUAUUUGACAAGUACAUACGUAUUGCUCCUCUGCUCCUACCGAAGGACCCUACAUUGGUGGCAUCUUACCUUUCCCUUCCACCUUUUCAUAGCGAGAACAUAUUUUUGGAAGGCAAUCGGAUCAGUAGUAUUCUUGGCUGGCAGCAUGUAUGGGCGGGACCUUUAUUCAUUGAGGCCUCCCCGCCAGCACUCGUUAAGGUCAAUGGCGAUGAUUUGACCCUCGAUUAUCCAGAUGAAUAUAAGAAUCUAGCGGAGGACGAACGAAGAGAAAUCGACGAAAAAAUUGCUCAAUCUGUUCUCCGGUACGCUUACCAGAAAUUCGUCUCCAGGGACGUUCCCCAGCUUGACAAACUUUUCUCCUUUGAUUUCGCGCAAAUCAGAGCAUUACCUAUCCAGCUAUGUGUCAGCUCAUGGAAAGACGACGACAUCGCACGGUUUAGGGAAUCCCUUAUGAAGAUUCAACGACGCUGGGACUUCUUGGGUAUCGAAGGGCCGAUUCCGUACAAAUUUACCGACGAAGAAUUAAAAAGGCAAGCGGAUAGCGCAGACACAUUCAACCGACAUCAGGACUUCUUGGAUCAGAUUUCGCCCCUCGUGAGUAGAUGUGGAUGGACGAGCAACAGUACUUAUCCGCAGGCGGUGAGAAUGUUUGCUGAGAUGGCGAGGGAGGUGAAUCAAGAUGGCAACGUUGACGAAGGCAUAAAAGCUGAAUUUCAACAGUUCAUCGAUAAAGAAUCAGAGCUUGAAGGAGAGCCAAAAUAAAUUCUCCCAACCCCCCAUCUUUCUCUUGUCUCCAGGUUGUUAUCUUGUACUUGUUUCUCUCUUCGUACUGUAUAAAUAGCGAGACGAUACCCCCCUCAGUCCAUUAGAUAUGCUGUUAUAUAGCAAAUAUAUUUAUAACUUUUCUUUUGCAUAA
This is a messenger RNA of Blastomyces dermatitidis ER-3, 2116 nucleotides long. RefSeq names its product phosphotransferase enzyme family protein. The record is from RefSeq and is a predicted model, not a curated record. The coding region runs from base 214 to 1962 and encodes 582 amino acids. The transcript has 5 exons. Gene Ontology annotation, cellular component: mitochondrion. NCBI's taxonomy places the organism in Eukaryota, Fungi, Ascomycota, Eurotiomycetes, Onygenales, Ajellomycetaceae.